UGCCGGCGGGGGCGGCGCGUGCGGCCCGCCAGCACCAUGUACACCAAGCACGUGAGGUUCAAGCAGCCCCGCGCCCUCCCUGAUGAAACGGCGGCGGCGGCGGCGGCUGCGGCAUAGAGCCCCCGGCCCGCGCGGGCCAUGUACCGCAAGUACGUGCAGGAGCUGAGUGCCUCCAGCGCCUCCCCGGACCCUGACUUCCCCGACAACCACCUCAUUGUGGGCGAGGCACACCUCAAGGCGGCCAGGGCCGGCGCCGCCCACCUGGACCACCAGCCCGCCGAGGCCUCCACCCCCGCCAUGGCCGCCUCUCCCUCCUCGGCGGGCCUGUCAGACACCCGCACCGCCCACACCACCGCCAGCAACCUGCCGCCGACCCCGCCCCAGGAUGACGACCACAGCGACCACGACUCCCGCAGUGGCAACAGCAGCAGGCGCAGCAGUAGUAGUAGUAGCAGCAGCGUCAGCAGCAGCAGCAACGGCAGCGUCAGCAGCGUCCCGCUCUCUGUGAGGUCUGAUGGCGCCCUCGCCUCCGUGGGCCGCGCCGCGGGCAGCGACGUCCUCUCCGCGGGGAACGACGUCCACUCCUCGGGCGGCGUGUGUCGCGGGCGGCGUCGGCUGCGGAACGCGCGCCGCCACUCCGAGCUGCUGCGGCUGCAGAACAUCCUGUCGUGCAGUAACACGCCGGAGUUUCGCCGUCGCCCCGCUUCGCUGGCUCUGCCGCGCCCCGCCUCGCACGACUCCCCGCCGCGCUUGCUGGAAGACGACGCGUUCUCGUCCUUCUCGCAGGAUGAGGUCAUCGUGGUGCGCCCCGUCGCCGAGGCCUCCCGCGCCAGGUCGCCGCUGUACCCCGCCCCACGCGGCGACCUGCUGCACCCCAACCACCGGGGCGGCUCGGCCCCCAGGCGCGGCCUCAUCAGGGUGCUGUCGGCCCCGGGGGAGGCGUGCGGUAAGGAGUUCGAGGCGCAGCGGCUGGAGGGCGAGGCGUCCUCCUCCUCGAGGCUGUCCAACAGCAGCUGGGGCAGGGACGGCGACCCAUGGAUCACCCGUGCCCCCACGCCACGCCCGCCUUCGCCCUCGCAGGCUUCUCGGCGACACUCAGCCGGUCCCAGCCUAUACUCCAUGCUGUGCUGCCGCGCCUUCAGCAGCGGCAGGUGACGGCACAUACGGCGGCAUCUGGGGCGGUUACUGCACUCCUGACGCCAACGAGAGCCUAGACUGUACGGGCAACUCUACACCAGCAAUCUUCGGUCGGUACCCUCAGACGCCACAUGCAUGGGACAAGACUAUGAGUACUAUAUCAAGGAAGAAAAGAAAGGAGAGCAAGAAAGAAAGGAGAUCAGUCGGGGCCUCAUGAGUGUUUUUUUAGGUUCCUGGUACAGAGGAGUGGUCAACUAACUACCAGGGUCAUAAAACUACCCCUGGAAGUAUACGAAACUCCUACGAAAGCCUUGGCAAAUGUGUGUGUGUGUGCUUGUGUGCCGAAAUAUUUAAGAAUACGAGCAGUGUGUUGGUCAUCCGCCUAGAGGAGCGGGCGCCGACAAGACUAUGAAUAUAUCAGGGAAGAAAAGAAAGGAAAGCAAUGAAGAAAGGAAACAGAACAACAAUGAAUGAUAAGUGAAAAGAAUGAGUGAGAAUGACAAGGAAGGAAGGGACGGAGGAAUGGAAAAUGGUGCUUGGGUAUUAUGGAAAAAGAAACAUCCACAAAAAAUAAACUAGGAAAAAGUGAAAGAGAAUAAAACAACACUGGUGAAAGAACGAACAGAGCUAUUGACAAGGGAAACAUAGUAAUAUAACGUGAAUAAAGUCCUUCACUCAUCCCUCACGCACCUCACCCACACAAAUACACACAUAUACCAAAGCCUCAUAUGACCAAACGAGACUCUCUAAAGGAAGUGUAGGGAUCUUGAGUGAUUGCUGGGUCUUCAAUGCAUGUGGAGGAGACACUUACCUUACCUAACCUAUCCUAACUUAAUGUGACUUGACCUAUGCAAGAGUGAGCGCCAUAUACCCUUAGAGAGAAGAAAAAUACGCUGCUGGAACUUGUGUGAUGAUGGCUGGGUCCUUAGUGUAUUUGAAGGGUGACUUGAACCUUAUCCCUCGAGGCCUCGGAGCCAGAAAAGACACAUACUCAGUGGAGAUUUAGUGCCAAGUGUUAGUUCCGAAGGAGUUAUAGAGAGAUAGAUAGAUAGAUAAAUAGAGAGAGAGUUAAAAAAAAAGAUAUGCAGUAAAGAUCAAGUGCCAAGAAGUGUAAAUAAUGUGUAUAUAGUACUGUGUGUGUGUGUGUGUGUGUGUGUGUGUGUGUGUUUGAGGGUUAGAGAGAGAGAGAGAGAGAGAGAGAGAGAGAGAGAGAGAGAGAGAGAGAGAGAGAGAGAGAGAGAGAGAGAGAGAGAGAGAGAGAGAAUUACCACACCCCUUCCUAUAGGAUUCUUCAAUAUAUUCCUUUAUGCUUCUUUACGUCAAUCUUUUUGUAUUAAGAUAUUUUAUUAAUUCAUGAUAAUCUCUUGACAAAUACUUAUAUACCGUACAUGUGUGUGUGUGUGUGCGUGUGUGUGUGUGUGUGUGUGUGUGUGUGUGUGUGUGUGUGUGUGUGUGUGUGUGUGUGUGUGUGUGUGUGUGUGUGUGUGUGUGUGUGUGUGUGUAAAUCCCCCCCAAAAAACGCCUACACCUUGCACCAUCAUUCAGUGACAGAGCAACCGAGUAUGCUCCAUAAUCUACGUCUAUUGAGCAUCUAUCUUGUGGCGUAAUAUUAUGAGCUGUAUUGUAAGCUUGCCCAUAUGUAUUAUUUCCAAGACCCUCUGUACUGUAAGACUCUCUCAAGAUACCCAGUCUGUAACCCUUAUCUUCUGCGAUCUAUAAUGUACUGCAGUUUAACCCGGUAGCUGCGAGGACUAUGCUUCUUAAUUAAAGGUCCCUCUAAGCAAGAAAAUGAGAAACAAUCAUCACUCACGCAAGCCAUUUCAUAAUAUGUAUCAACGUAUUUGUGAGCAGUUUAUGCAUCAUCUAUUUUUGGGUGGUCUUUAUCAUGGCACAAAUUUGGUCCGUCGCUGGUACACGGUAAAGGCACAAAUUUGGUCCGUCGCUGGUACACGGUAAAUGCACAAAUUUGGUCCGUCGCUGGUACACGGUAAAGCCACAAAUUUGGUCCGUCGCUGGUACACGGUAAAGCCACAAAUUUGGUCCGUCGCUGGUACACGGUAAAGGCACAAAUUUGGUCCGUCGCUGCUAACGGGUUAAUGUGAGUUUUCCAAUAUUCUGUACUAAUACCUACCUUCCUACUCUUUAUAUUUGUAUGUGUGUGUGUGUGUGUGUGUGUGUGUGUGUGUGUGUGUGUGUGUGUGUGUGUGUGUGUGUGUGUGUGUGUGUGUUUAUAUAUAUAAUGUUUGUUUGCAUGUAUAUAUAUGUAUGUAUGUAUGUAUGACUUAUAGUU
This is a messenger RNA of Eriocheir sinensis (Chinese mitten crab), 3427 nucleotides long. RefSeq lists its product as uncharacterized. Bases 139 to 1155 code for a protein of 338 amino acids. The transcript is spliced from 2 exons. Lineage: Eukaryota; Metazoa; Arthropoda; Malacostraca; Decapoda; Varunidae. The record is from RefSeq and is a predicted model, not a curated record.